This is a messenger RNA of Eutrema salsugineum, 1229 nucleotides long. Its product is annotated as NAP1-related protein 1. Gene Ontology annotation, cellular component: chromatin; nucleus. Bases 217 to 999 code for a protein of 260 amino acids. Gene Ontology annotation, biological process: nucleosome assembly. The transcript is spliced from 10 exons. The record is from RefSeq and is a predicted model, not a curated record. Gene Ontology annotation, molecular function: chromatin binding; histone binding. NCBI's taxonomy places the organism in Eukaryota, Viridiplantae, Streptophyta, Magnoliopsida, Brassicales, Brassicaceae.
AAGUUUGCGAUGUGGGACAAUCUAAAAAACAAACUUUUAAAAAACCCUAAGUCCUUUGCCCACACUCGCACUUCAACACCAGCAUAAACAUCAUCCGGAACUAGGGCUUUAGCAGCAAGUGAGAAACGAGGAGGAGGAGCCAAAUCCUCUCUCUUUCUUUGGAAUUAGGAUUUCUGAAUCUCUUUCUUUCGAAGUGAAACAGGGAGUCAAGUGAAAAUGGUCGCGGACAAGAGCAAGAAGGCGAAAACUGAUGAGAAAGUCGAAGAGGAAAACGUGGAGCAAAUCGACGGCGAGCUUGUUAUCUCAAUCGAGAAGCUUCAGGAGAUUCAAGACGACCUCGAGAAGAUUAAUGAAAAGGCAAGCGAUGAGGUCUUGGAAGUGGAGCAGAAAUAUAACGAGAUACGAAAACCUGUCUAUGACAAGCGUAAUGAAGUUAUCAAAUCGAUUCCAGACUUUUGGAUAACUGCUUUUUUGAGUCAUCCUGCAUUAGGUGAACUCUUGACAGAAGAAGACCAAAAGAUUUUUAAGUACUUGAGCUCUCUGGAUGUGGAGGACGCAAAAGACGUUAAAUCUGGAUACUCGAUAACUUUUCACUUCAAUCCCAACCCAUUUUUUGAGGAUGCGAAACUUACUAAGACGUUUACCUUCCUCGAAGAAGGAACAACGAAGAUCACAGCAACUCCUAUCAAAUGGAAGGAGGGCAAGGGCUUGCCAAAUGGAGUGAACCAUGAUGAUAAGAAAGGAAACAAACGUACACUACCAGAGGAGAGCUUCUUUACUUGGUUUACUGAUGCUCAGCAUAAGGAAGAUGCUGGGGAUGAGAUUCAUGAUGAGGUUGCUGAUAUUAUCAAGGAAGAUUUGUGGUCCAACCCUCUCACCUACUUCAACAAUGAGGCUGAUGAAGAGGAUUUUGAUGGAGAUGAAGAUGGCGACGAAGAGGGAAAAGAAGAAGACUCCGAAGAAGACGAAGAGGACGAAGAGGAAGAUGGCGAGGAAUGAUGGGAGCCCAAGAUAACACAUUGCUGGCUUGCUUCUAUAACAGAUGUGUAAAGUUUGUGUUAUGAGGUUCUCAAUUUUAGCAAUGAUGAGACGCAGCUUUCUACUUUGAAAUAUUUAGUUUAUCUACCUUAAUAGCUACAUUUUGUCUGUAUGAACCAUUUCGGCCAUGUCCCAAAAUCAUUUAAUCGCUACAUCUCUUCUUUUCAAUGAGAAUCUUUCUAUCUUAUCAU